AUGAUGCACGAUGUGUACCAUAUUCUUGGGCUUCGUGUUUAUGGUUCCAUGGACAUGACUGCGAAAGAGCUGAAUGAGAAGUGCGUACUAGGCGGAUGUCUGUUUUUGGACAAGAGUGGUAACUGUAUUCAUCUGUCCUUCCUCAACGAUCUUGUUGUUGAUGAUCUUCCGAUCAAUGAGUUCUCUUGGGGUUCAGUUGCUCUAGCAUAUCUAUAUCGCCAGCUGGGUACGGCAUCAAGAAAAGAUGUCGAUUCAAUCGCAGGUUGUCUCACGCUUUUGCAGGCGUGGAUCCACGAGUACUUUCCGUGCUUUUGGCCUCAACAGGGUGCCUUGACGAGGGAGCUUAGUAUUCCUCGUGCGUCUGCCUGGGAUGUGGAAUCGGGAUGCCCCAACAAGAGCAUGGAGCGCUUCCUCGCUUUUCGUGCUAGAUUGGAUCAGCUGACUGAUAAUGAGGACAUUCUAAGGACCAUUGUCAGGCCUGAGAAGGCCAAGAGACCGACGAACUUGAAGAUGUAUCGGGUAGACUUUUCGACCGAGAUGACAUCUUUGAUGUGGACUCGGUUUGUCCCUGGUUCGUCUUUCAGUGUUGUUUUAGGUGCCCUCGCCAGACUUGGUGGUGGAGCUCCUCUGGUCGCUCUUGGUUACAUGCAGUGGCUGUACCGAUUUUUUCAUGCUCGUCUUUCUCCUGGUGGGUCAUCAGAUGGGAGUACCAGACUACCUGAGAGGACUAACACGGACUAUUUGAUGGGUCAGUCCAUGGAGAUUCACCAAAGAGCACUGGAUGAGUAUCCCAGCAUGUCAUGUGAAACAAGGGCAAUGACUGAGCAGCUGAUAGUUGACUGGAAGGCGAUGAUGGGGUUGUGA
Messenger RNA from Chenopodium quinoa (quinoa), 864 nucleotides. RefSeq lists its product as uncharacterized. NCBI's taxonomy places the organism in Eukaryota, Viridiplantae, Streptophyta, Magnoliopsida, Caryophyllales, Amaranthaceae. The transcript has 4 exons. The record is from RefSeq and is a predicted model, not a curated record. The coding region runs from base 1 to 864 and encodes 287 amino acids.